CCUAGAGGAGGGUUUUAUGAUUACAACUCGCAUCCUGUCCAGUGUUGAUGUUUCCACUGGAAAGGGCAUCCCCGGGUCUCAGAGCCGGCACGGAUAGGCAUGUACCCGGUGGUGUACACCUAAGCUGUGUGAAUCUCCCGCUGCAUGGUGUCCCAGUCACCGCCGCUCGGCCGUACAGCGCACCGGUCUGGGGGCACUGCCGCUGCGCUCCUCUUGCCCUGUAGGGGGCGCCGGGUCCGGCUGCGCGCACACACCUCUCUUAGCUCGAAGCCGCCGGACGCACACGCAGAGGCCGCCGCAUCAUCACCGCCGCCGGCCCCGGGGACAGUAGCCGCGGAGACCAGAGCGAGGGGAGAGGCAGCAGUGGCAUGGGGCAGUGUGCGGGCAGAUCGCUGACAUAGGCCCCCACCCCAUACCCCGCCAUGUCUGAGGGCCUGUACGAGAAGUUCCUGGCCCCGGACGAGCCCUUCCCCCUGCUCUCCCAGCGGCCGGGCAGCAUGAGCGAGGAGGGGUGCCUGGAUGUCAGCGACUUCGGCUGCCAGCUCUCCUCCUGCCACCGCACCGACCCCCUGCACCGCUUCCACUCCAACAGGUGGAAUCUAACAUCAUGUGGAACCAGUGUGGCAAGCUCUGAAUGCAGCGAGGAAUUAUUUUCCUCUGUGUCAGUAGGAGACCAAGAUGACUGCUACUCCCUCCUGGAUGACCAAGAGUUCACUUCCUUUGACCUGUUUCCUGAGGGCAGUGUUUGCAGUGAUGUCUCCUCAUCCAUCAGUACAUACUGGGACUGGUCUGAUAGUGAGUUUGAAUGGCAGUUGCCUGGGAGUGACAUUGCAAGCGGAAGCGAUGUGUUGUCAGACGUCAUUCCCAGUGUACCCAGCUCUCCUUGUCUGCCUUCCAAGAAGAAGAACAAACACAGGAACCUAGACGAGCUCCCUUGGAGUGCUAUGACGAAUGAUGAGCAGGUUGAGUACAUUGAGUACCUCAGUCGAAAAGUCAGCACAGAGAUGGGACUUCGGGAGCAGCUUGACAUAAUAAAGAUCAUUGAUCCUACAGCGCAAAUCUCCCCUACUGACAGCGAGUUUAUCAUCGAGCUGAACUGCCUGACCGAUGAAAAGCUGAAACAGGUGAGGAGCUAUAUCAAGGAGCAUAGUCCCCGGCAGCGAUCCGCACGAGAGAGCUGGAAAAGGAACAGUUACAGCACAGCCAGCACAAGUGGUGUGAGUGGGGCGAGUGUGAGCAGCAGCAGUGCCAGCAUGAUCAGCACAGCGAGCAGCUGCUCUAGUGGCGGUAACUCCGCCUCCAACUCAAGUGCCAACAUGAGCCGGACCCACAGUGACAGCAAUCUAUCCGCAAGCGCAGCAGAAAGAAUCAGAGAUUCAAAGAAGCGGUCUAAGCAGAAAAAACUGCAGCAGAAAGCCCUGCGGAAGAGGCAGCUGAAGGAGCAGAGGCAGGCCCGGAAGGAGAGAAUCAGUGGAUUAUUCCUAAACGAAGAAGUCCUCUCGUUAAAAGUGAACGAGGAGGAACAUGAAGCAGAAGUGGAUGUGCUCAUGUGACGAGGGUGGAACUAGCAGUGUUCUUAUUAAGUCUCAGUAAGGCUGGGUUAUCUGAGUUAUAAAGUCUCAGGACUUAGAUCUCCCACCCCAUGCAGUAUCCCCUUUUCAUACCACUUUGCAGGACGCAUCACACAUUUUACAGACAGAAGUGUGGACCCUGUGCAAAUUCUUCUUGUAGUUCAUCUGUUGCAGGACUGUCUCCUCUUGUUGUUAGGUGGCCACUUCAAAGCUAAGCUUUAUUCAACUUUAAUGCUACAUUCUUUGUACGAGUAUCGGGAGGAUGAUUUGGACCAUAUGCAUUUGUCGUAUGCAGACGGACAUGGUUUCUUGGUUCUUAAAAAACCUAAUGUACAGGUGGGGCUGUUCAUGGUGAUGUACUCUUUAGCCGGGUUUUAUUGUUACAUCCUGUGUCAUUUGGAGCUGUUGCCCGCAUAUCUAGUAUGGCUUACAUUAAGAACUGUUUACCUGUCAGAUAAACCAUACACAGUUCUCCAGUUGUGAAAAUGUGACAGGGAAGCAGUGUUUCCAAUAAAAAACUUCAGAACUAAAA
Molecule: messenger RNA, 2103 nt
Organism: Pseudophryne corroboree (corroboree frog)
Lineage: Eukaryota; Metazoa; Chordata; Amphibia; Anura; Myobatrachidae
Gene: FAM199X
Product: family with sequence similarity 199, X-linked
Exons: 6
Coding region: 423-1553 (376 amino acids)
Source: RefSeq, a predicted model, not a curated record